Molecule: messenger RNA, 4037 nt
Organism: Drosophila takahashii
Lineage: Eukaryota; Metazoa; Arthropoda; Insecta; Diptera; Drosophilidae
Gene: S
Product: EGF receptor activation regulator Star
Source: RefSeq, a predicted model, not a curated record
AAGAAAAACCCAAAGCAAAAGUGCGAAAAUUCUCCCCCGUCUUCGGAUCAAUCAGCGGUAAAAGCAUAGUGGGUGUGUGCAGAAUUCUUCUGGAGAUUUGGAGCGUCUUUUUUGGAUACGGAAAAUCUAUACUUCCCUCUUUGCCGACAAAAGGAUGCGGCUGUAGGAGAGGCUACUUGUGACCAGGAGGCAUUCGAGAUCGAAGGAACCCACAUAGCAUAGAAGUGGUCAUGUCGCAGCAAGUGUUCUCGGCGCAUCCAGCGCUGGCGGUGGAGCAGCUGCAGCAGGCGGAACAGGAGGAGAACAACAACCCGAGUAGCAGUAGUAAUCAUUACCAGCAGCAGCAGCGAUCGGCGGCGGCACAGAGCAGGCGGCAUGCCAAGGCCACGCCCAAGAAGUUCACGCUGAGCAGGAGCUGUGCCGGCGGAUCGGGAACCCUGAGCGGAGUCCACCAGCAGCAAGUCACAGCGCCCAGUUCAUCACAACCCGCCAUCAGUCCGGAGUCCAGGAAAACCCUGCCGGUGCGAACAAAUUACGCGGCGGUGGACGAUGACGACGACAUCGAGUGCGAGGAUGUGGAUGAGGUGAACUUUGGCCAGCAGCAGAAGGAGAAGGAGACAACCGGCAGCCGGCAACCAACCAAAGACUGUGGCACCGAUGAGACGGAUCAUGUGCAGCUGCGCCACAAAAACGCCACAUCGACGACGACAACGAGUAGGCAUCAUCACCAAGACGGAGGAGGUGGUGACCAGAGUGAUCUGAGCAGCGUGAUCAGCUCGCCGUCGGUUAGCACAGUCUCCUCGCCCCUUUCCACGCCCACCCGGUUGCCACAGGCGCUGCAGCAGCAGCUGCACUGUUGCCAGAAAUCCAGUGGAAUGGAAUCCCGGGCGAGAACGUCGCCCCAACAAAUCCAGCAUCCGCACAGGCAACACCACCACCAGCAGCAGCAGCACCAUCAUCACCACCAUCAUCAUCAUCUCACGGCAGCGGGUUGUGCGGGGGGAGGAGGAGGAGGAGGUGGUGGAUCCUCUGGAGGAUCCGCAUCCUGCAAGGCCAAGAAGCUCGAUCCUCGACUGAAUCCCUCACCCUAUCGCCAGCUAUUGCCCAUCGCACUGUGCCUGCUCUCCUUCGCGACUGUUUUCGCCACAUUAAUAGUUUACAUGGAUACGACAGAGAUUCGCCAUCAACAGUUUCGGCUGAACAUGUCGCGCGACUACGAGCUGAAUGGGGUUGCGCAAGACGAUCCCGCACUCAUUGCAUUCCUGCGCCAGAUCCACAUGGGCAAGUACCUGGGCAAGGCGUCGCCCAAGGUCGCGUCAGUGGGUCCGCCGCCCAAUUCCCCCCGCCUUGCCGCCACCGCCGGAUCGACGUUCGGCAACAGCAACAGUAGCGGCAGCGGAGCCGAUCAGCUGGCCCACUAUGUGGCCGAUCUGGUGGGCGGGAAGAUGAAUGGAGCGGUGAUCCAGUCGCUGAGCGGUCCGCUCGCCCAUCUGAUCACGGCCCCCUGGCUGAGCGAGCAGCUCAACUGGAUGGGCGUGCUGGUGGAGCCGGAGCCGCGAUGGUACUUCACGUUGCGCAAGCAGAAUGCCCAGCGGGCGCGCAUGCAGGUGGUGCACGCCUGCGUAUCGCCCAAUACCUAUCCCAAAGAGAUUACCAUACACAACGAGGAUGUGCGCAUCAAUAGUCUGCACGACGAGGAGACCUCGUGGUUCAACUCGCGUGUCAAAUGCUUUCCGCUCUACACAAUCAUGCUGGCAUGUGAGCGCACCGAAUACGAUCUGCUUAGUCUGGGCGUACAGGGGCAUGAGCUGGAGAUCUUGCAGACGCUGCCCUUCGACAAAGUCAAAAUCGAUGUGAUAUCGAUACAUUUGCUCGAGGACCACGAGGACGUGCACGACUAUGUGCUGGACAUCACCAGGUUCCUGGCGGGCAAGUCCUACAAGCUGCAGCGCAAGAUCGGGCGGAACUACUUCUACCAGCGGCUCAAUGCCAGCGCCAGUCGCACGCGCAAGAAAGACAUCCUGCUGCUGAAGACGCCCUAGGUUCGACCACUGAAACAAACGAUCGAAGGAUCCUACUGGGAAUUAGAUGCCCCCGACGACAUCGAAGUGAAGACAAGCGUUAAAAAUCGAGAAAAUGAAAGUAGCUACUGAAAGAGAUCAAGAAAACACUUGGAGAGAUUAGCGAAACUCUCAAACUGAACUCUAUGUUAGAAUGAUAAUUAUUACUAUACAUACGCGACACUAACGAUAUCGUUUAUAUAUACUGUAUACCGAUUAUGAUAUAUUGUACGAGUAGAAUCUUAGUUUUUGUAAAACUCAAAUCUCCUUUUCCCUCCCCCCAAAAACAUAUUAUAUCGCCUUUAUGUUAUUAUUUUCAUUUAUUUUUUGUCGAAAUUGUUUUUUUGUGCGCGUGUAUCGAGCAGAGUACACAGAACAAAAUUGUGUUGAAUACAAAACAAAAAACACAUUACUAUAUACAUAUAUGCAUAUAACGUAUUAUGAUUUGCUAUAAGCUAUACUAAAUGAAUGUUAAUCUAAGAGUACGCACGCCCGCCCGCCCCUUUUCGAUGUAUAAAUUAAAUUGCAACUGGCGCGGCGAGUUCGGAUUAUGAACGAGAAAUUAUUGUAACUGCUCUGCUACUAGGCUUAGGUCGGCUAUCUCCUACAAACUAUCCAAUUAUCUAUCUAUGCAAGUUUAUGUUAUAUCCAAUGCUUUAUCUAGUAAUCCAUAAGUAAGCGAAACCUAACGUAAAUUAUUGUUUAAACUGGCGCCGGACGACGAGGAAACAGAAGCGCAAAACUAAAUACAGAAAUAUUUAAAUUAUAUUAAAUUAUUGAACCAAACCAAGCACAUCCAUAUACACAUUCACAUAAACACCACCAUUGUACACACAUACACACACUAGCGCAAGCGAAUAAAUAUAUAGAAAACUCAUUUGCAAAAUCUGCUUUCAACUCAUCUCAUACUCAUAGUUACAACAUAAGCGAACCGUUAAAUUAAAUAACAAAAAUGAAGAAUCGAAGGAAUCGAAUUAGAAAACGAGGCAGCAUUCAAAAGAAUAUUACACAGCAAUUACGAAAUAGAGCAAAAAUCGAAUGAACACCCAAGAACACUCACACUACACUCAUGCACAUCUUAUGUACUAAAGGUACUAGCGAAUAAACAAAGUAAAUAAAUGUAAAUGUAGCGCAACGGAAUUAAAUGUAAAACCACUCGUAUUUCAAUUACAUUUUAGUAAUGAUUAUGUAUUAUUAUUUUUUAUGUGCACACUUGGACACAGCUAAAGAUCGGUGACAGUUGUUGCAAGUGCCGCGAACUCGUUGCACCUCGCCCCCGCCCCAAAAAAAAGAAAAUAUAACUCACACAACACACAGACUUAUAGCCAGAUACACAGAUAUUAAAUUGAGAGCCGAGUAGAGAAUCAGUGCCUUCGACUUAGACUUGAAACGAAAACCAAAAUCUAAGCAUAACUCAUAUUGAAAUCGUUGUACAUAGAGAAAGAGAGAGAGCAUUGAGCAGCAACCGUCACUAGCAGAACAUUUGUUGUUACCAUUUGCCGUCUGUUAAACUUGCCUUACCGAUGAUGAGACGACGGUGAUGCCCACAGUCUUCACUCAGUUACCACACUCAAAUCCGUCACAACUAUAAACUAUAUAACUACAGAAACUCGAAACUAAAUCACAAAACAAAACACAUCACCUUAGUCCUAAGUACAGUGCUAAUGUCUGUUUUUUUAAGCCUAAUUCUAAUUACUUAGUUGUAUCUUGUGUAAAUUAGCGUUUAACCAAAUUUUAAGUAGGCUAUUAUGAUAACCAUUUGAUUUUGGCCUUGUCCAUAGCACAUACAUCCCGCAUUGCAUCACGCCCCACAAAAAAGAAAAGAAUACCCAUACCAUACACACCACAUACACAAGCAAAAGGCUAACUCAUGCUAAGCUCGACAUCGAACUAGAAAUUGUAUUUACAGCGAGCCUAAAACUAAGGAAACAAAAUUUAUAGUUAAUAUAAAAAAUAAAGAAUCAAAAACUUAUGAAA